GGCAUCGUCAUACGUUGUGUCAUCGUUGGGGGGGAAGGGUAUAUUCUUCGGUGGGAUUCGCUUCGAACUUCAAAUCAGUUGAUCCGCCCCCAUUUUAUUCGCUCUUUGCGAAAUUCCGCAUCACGUCGUGGUUCGUCUGCUGUGCUCGCCCAAGUCCCCUCACGCGAGUGAAAAAUUCUCGAUGGCAUCUGUUGAUUGGGGCUAUAAGUUCUACUCUGCAAUCUAAAUAUUGGGAUUGUGAGGAUGGCACAUUCUUCAUUCAACUUAAAUUCAUGAUGGCAGUUCUCCUUUGAGCUACUGAGUUUAUUAGUGAGCUCACCAUGGAUUAGGCCGAAUCAUCUUCUUCAUAGGGCGGUUGGAUCUCAUUUUAACUGGCUCUUGGUUGAUUUUCGGCUGUCUGUGGGGUUGUUUGUUUGAAACCUUGGAACUGGAUUAUUUGGUUUCUACACUUAUCAAUUGAAGGAGCAGUAUAGUAGUUUACAUGAAAGAAUGGAGAUUUUAGUCUCUCCUCAAGGACAGAAGCAUAAUUCGCCAGCUUCGGCUCGUAAAACUUUAUCGGGCAGACAACAGAAAGAUCUAUGGGUCAUUGUUCAAGAGGGUUCUUUGGCUGAUGUUGAUUCUGCAUUGGCCUUACUGAAAAAGAAUGGGGGAAAUAUCAAUUCAAGAAACACCUUUGGUCUUACGGCACUUCAUGUUGCAACAUGGAGAAAUCACAUUCCAGUCGUUAGGAGGCUUCUUGCAGCUGGUGCUGAUCCCGAUGCUAGGGAUGGAGAAUCAGGAUGGAGCAGCCUUCAUAGGGCCCUGCAUUUUGGUCAUCUUGCUGUUGCAAGUGUCCUCCUUCAGUCCGGUGCAUCUAUCUUGUUGGAGGACUCUAAGUCUCGGACACCCAUUGACUUACUCUCAGGGCCUGUAAAGCAGGUUAUUGGGAAUGACUAUGAUGCUGUAGCCACGGAGGUGUUUAGCUGGGGCAGUGGUGCAAAUUAUCAGCUAGGAACUGGAAAUGCUUGCAUACAAAAGUUACCAUGCAAAGUUGAUUCACUGCAUGGUUCCUUAAUUAAGCAGGUGUCUGCCGCAAAGUUUCACAGUGUUGCUGUUAGUACUCGAGGAGAACUCUUCACCUGGGGAUUUGGAAGAGGUGGUCGGCUUGGGCAUCCUGAUUUUGACAUCCAUAGUGGUCAAGCUGCAGUCAUCACUCCACGACAGGUGACUUCUGGUUUAGGAUCUCGUCGUGUGAAAGCAAUUGCAGCAGCUAAACAUCACACUGUUAUUGCUACUGAGGGUGGAGAAGUGUUCACUUGGGGAUCUAAUAGAGAGGGUCAACUUGGGUACACUUCUGUUGAUACUCAGCCCACUCCUCGUAGAGUUAGCGCCCUCCGGUCAAAAGCUGUUGCUGUUGCUGCAGCAAAUAAGCACACUGCUGUGGUUUCUGAAUCUGGUGAAGUAUUCACAUGGGGUUGCAACAGGGAAGGUCAGCUUGGUUAUGGGACUUCCAAUUCUGGAUCAAAUUACACACCAAGACUGGUUGAGUAUUUAAAGGGCAAAUUUUUUAUUGGAGUUGCAGCUGCAAAGUAUCACACAAUUGUUCUGGGAGCAGAUGGGGAGGUUUAUACGUGGGGUCAUAGGCUUGUUACUCCAAGACGUGUGGUUGUUGCUAGGAAUCUUAAGAAAAGUGGGAGCAUGCCUUUGAAGUUUCAUCGCAAGGAACGACUGCACGUUGUAGCUAUAGCGGCAGGGAUGGUACACAGCAUGGCUCUUACAGAUGAUGGAGCCUUAUUUUGUUGGGUGUCCUCUGAUCCCAACCUUAGAUGCCAACAGCUAUAUUCACUAUGUCAAAGAAACAUUGUGGGCAUUUCUGCUGGAAAGUACUGGUCUGCUGCAGUUACUACCACAGGUGAUGUUUACAUGUGGGAUGGGAAGAAAGAGAAGGAUAAGCCACCGGUGCCCACACGAUUACAUGGCCUGAAGAAGGCGACUUCUGUCUCAGUUGGAGAAACCCAUCUCUUGAUGGUUGCCUCUCUCUUUCAUCCUGCUUAUGUGUCUUUGGCACCCAAGAAAUCUCAGGAGGUGAUGUUGAAUGGUGGGAAUCAGUUGGAAGAGCUUGAUGAAGACAUUUUAUUUGACAAUGUGAAGUCUAAUAAUGCAUUACUGACAUUAGAGGAUAGUGAUGCCGCACAUCGUCCAAUACCUAGCUUGAAAAGCCUCUGUGAGAAGGCUGCAGCAGGGUGUCUAGUGGAACCUAGGAAUGCCAUCCAGUUGCUUGAAAUUGCAGAUUCACUCGAUGCUGAUGGACUGAGGAAGCAUUGUGAGGAUAUUGUUAUCAGGAAUCUGGACUAUGUCCUCUCCGUCUCAUCACACAACGUGGCAACUGCUUCUUUAGAUAUUUUAGUCAGACUGGAGAAGUUAUUGGACUUGAGGUCAUCUGAGCCAUGGAGUUGUCGUCGUCUUCCUACGCCUACUGCCGUCUUUCCUGCAAUUAUUGACAGUGAAGAAGAGGAUGGAGAGAGUGAGUUGGUGAGGAUGCGUUGUACAUCCAUGAACAAGUUAUCCUCGAGAAACAAGAGCCGCCAAGAUGCUGACUCAUUUCUGCAAUUGAGAGAUGAUCUUAGUGAACAUGUCAGCAAACAAAUUCGUGCUCUGCACAAAAAGUUGCAACAGAUAGAGAUGCUUGAAGAAAAGCAGUCCAAAGGGCAUUCUCUCGACUGCCAACAGAUAGCGAAGCUCAGGACCAGGUCCUCUCUUGAGAGCUCACUCAUUGAGCUGGGUGUCCCAGUGGACGUACUGAGUGCAAAACCCUUGUUUUUGGAGCCAUCAGAUGGGAAGGCGAAGAAUGCUGGAGUAUCUAAAAGGCAAAGAAGAAAGAACAAAAAUCAGGUAUCUCAGGUAGAGAAUGCGUCUGGCUUUUGUCAUGGGGAUGGUGAAGUGAGUUCUUUAGAGAGCAGUAAGGAUCCUGGGUUCUUGCCAGUCUCCAAGGAUGAGGAGGAAUGUCCCCACGUUGAAGAUAAGGUGGUUGAGGCUAUGAAAGAAUCUUCAACUAUUGGCAAGAGUGAAGUUAGAGAUGUUGAAAAGAGCAAGGGUUCCACGGUGAAAAGGAAAAAUAAGAAGGGUGGGCUCUCCAUGUUUUUGAGUGGUGCUCUUGAUGACACCCCAAGAAAUACAGCACCACCGCCUCCCCUGUUGCCCAAAAUUGAAGGGCCGGCAUGGGGUGGGGCCCAGUUUUCAAAGGGGUCCACCUCGCUUCGUCAGAUUCUGGACGAACAGAAAAACAAGAAGGAGAUUUUAGUAACAAGUAGUAGAGCCAAGUUAGGAGACAUAGCUGAUGUUGAGACUGAUGGAAGAAUCAGCUUGAGUUCGUUUUUGCCUUCCAGUCCCAUACCUGUGGGACGAGCUUGUUCAUCUCAAGCUUCUGAUGUCGAAAAGGGCACCCCUCCCUGGGCUUCUUCUGGGACUCCACCUCUUAUGUCUCGGCCUUCAUUAAGGGAUAUACAGAUGCAGCAGGGUAAACAGCACCAGAGUCUCUCCCACAGUCCAAAGAUGCAAACGACUGGAUUUGCAGUCACGUCCGGGCAGGGCUCGCCUUCAGAUUCUGCCGGAAUGAACCGCUGGUUCAAACCGGAGGUCGAUGCACCCUCAUCUAUUCGGGCGAUCCAGAUCGAAGAGAAGGCUAUAAAAGAUCUCAAGCGAUUCUACAGCAGCGUAAAAAUCGUCAAGAACCAGUCUUGACCGGCGUUAGGGAACACCUUUUUUCCUUCGUGCACUUUUGUAAAUUCGGCUGUACAGAUUGACAUAAGUGUACAUUGUUCUCUUAAUUUUAUAGGGUAGUUUUCCUUUCCUUUUGAACACCGAGCUUCCUUAACUCCUUAAGAAUAAAGAUUCUCGUCAUUGACUCUCAAUGAUCUUCGUGCAUGUUCGUGCACAUCCUGUAAAAAAUAGAGACAGAUGCCGAGAAGACUCUACGUGCGGAUUUUAAUCUGUUCUCAUAAAUGUCAAAUUUUGCUGGCAUUGAGUUUCUA
Molecule: messenger RNA, 4010 nt
Organism: Eucalyptus grandis
Lineage: Eukaryota; Viridiplantae; Streptophyta; Magnoliopsida; Myrtales; Myrtaceae
Exons: 11
Coding region: 490-3720 (1076 amino acids)
Molecular function (GO): protein binding
Source: RefSeq, a predicted model, not a curated record